CAUGUCAUUAACAGGGUCUUACUCAAAGAGAUUUGUCUGAUUUGAUAGAAGAUAUUAAGGUCUACAUGGAAUUAGAACAAGGAAAGAAUACAGAAUACUGGCAGGAUAUCACCAUGAUAUGCAAGGAUGAAUUACAAAAGUUACGAAAGCAGUUACACAGUGAACAAUUGGAUAGAAGAGAGGGUAUUCACACUGCAGUCCAUUCAGAUGUGGCUUCGAUAUUCAAAGGAAAGACAUAUACACAAUUGAUUGCACUUGAAAAGCAAAUAUACUCCAAGAUCUCUAGUGGUGAUGCUGUUGAUAUAGGAUACUGGGAGUCCCUUUUACAGCAGCUGAAGAUUCACAUGGCAAAAGCCAGGUUACGAGAAAGACAUCAACGGAUGCUGAGGGAGAAACUGAUGCAAUUGAGACAAGAGAAAUCCACAAUGGGCAACAGCUCAGCAACUGCAAGUUCAGAAUCAGAAUCAGAAUCCGAGAAAGAAGAACCACCCAAAGAAGAUCAAAGAAAACAAGAUGAACCAUCAACAAGCACCAGUUGGAGAGAUGAGCCUGAAGAACAAGAAACUGCUGUUGAAGAUGAAGCUGAAGAUGAAGCUGGAGAAGAAGCUAGUGGCUCUCUAUUCACUGAAGAAGAGCUUUUGGAAGAAAGUUAUGCAGCAUUUGAAGCGGGGAAUUACAGUCCUAAGCUCAUCAAGAUUACAGAUGUUGAUGAAAACCUGGUUAUUGAUCCUGAGGAGGACUGGGAAAAACUGCUGAUGCUCAGACAAGAAGUAAUGUCAGAUGGCUCUUCAUUACUGACGAAGACAUUAGGUCUUCCUACAGCAAUGGAACAAGAAGAGGAAAGAAAAGGCAUGGGUCCUGAUGAGGAAACCUUUAAUAUUCCUGUGCCUCUGUCGCAGAAGAAGUACAUCUGGGAAGACAAAUACAGACCUCGGAAACCAAGAUUCUUUAACAGAGUCCAUACUGGAUAUGAAUGGAACAAGUACAACCAAACACAUUACGACAGUGACAACCCUCCACCUAAGAUUGUACAGGGAUACAAAUUUAAUAUAUUCUAUCCAGAUCUUAUAGAGAAGACUGUUGCACCUGAAUACUAUCUGGACCCAUGUUCUGAUUCUAAAGACUUUGCAAUUCUCAGAUUCCAUGCUGGACCACCAUAUGAGGACAUAGCAUUCAAGAUUGUCAACAGAGAAUGGGAGUAUUCGCACAGAAAGGGGUUUAGAUGUCAGUUUCAUAACAAUGUCUUCCAGCUUUGGUUUCACUUCAAGCGAUACAGAUAUAGAAGAUAGCGUGAUGCCUGUCUUACUCCAAUCAUUUACGUCUCCUAUAGGGCAUUCUAAAUCUGAUUGUCAUUGAGCUAUGAGAGAAUAUUUCUUAUGAGUAUGAAAAUAGAUUGAAAGUAUUUUGAAGACUGUGACAAAUUGAUUUGGGGACAGUGUACAGUCUGCAGUUUGUUUAAUUGGUACAAAAAAUCCUUUUAAAGUAAGUAUCAUGACUGUACCAACUUGGUGAAACAUUACAAGACAAACAACCUCAUUCCAUGUACAAGUGCUUUUAUUUUGUGCAAUGAAGCUAGACAAGUACAAAACAUCAUGUAACAUACUAUGAAAACUCAUUUUUAUAAUAAAAUGUAUUCAGCAAAA
Actinia tenebrosa (Australian red waratah sea anemone) is the source of this 1643-nucleotide messenger RNA. Its product is annotated as splicing factor Cactin. Gene Ontology annotation, biological process: mRNA cis splicing, via spliceosome. The record is from RefSeq and is a predicted model, not a curated record. Gene Ontology annotation, cellular component: cytoplasm; spliceosomal complex. Gene Ontology annotation, molecular function: protein binding. Lineage: Eukaryota; Metazoa; Cnidaria; Anthozoa; Actiniaria; Actiniidae.